AUGACCUCUACUAAUCUUGAGGUGGUUUGCUCAAAUGUGUGCGGGUGCAAAGCAUAUCCACGAGAAACGGGUUCUGCACAUAGACUUGAAAUCCAAGAUAAUGGGACAAUCAAGCUCGGGGACUUUGGAUCGGCGUGUAUUCUGAACAGCUCGAAGGCUUACGCUCAAACUUACGUUGGGACGCCAUAUUACGUGGCUCCUGAAAUCUGGGACAAUAAGCCAUACAACAAUAAGAGUGAUGUGUGGUCUCUGGGCUGUGUUCUCUACGAGCUCUGCCCCCUGCGACACCCGUUCCAGGCAACCAGCUGGAAGAGUCUGAUUCUGAAGGUGUGCCGGGGCGCGUACCCCCCCCUCCCCGAGCACCUGCCCUACGAGCUGCGGUAUUUGGUGAAGCACAUGUUCAAGACCAACCCGAAGGACCGGCCGUCCCUGCAAACCAUCCUGACCUCUCACCGGGUCUCCAAACUCCUGCGCUCACAUUCCCCCUCCCAGGUGAUGGAGGCGGAGGAGCAGGGCAGGCGGUCGUGCCGAUGGAACAGAGAGGAGGGGAAGAAGGUGGCUCAACUUCUGGGGGAGAAAAGUUUAAUAAUAACGUCAACAUUUGAAGAGACUUCGAGGAAGAGUCUCUGUGUAACUGGAUCGAGGAAGUUGAAAGAAUGUUUUCAGAGCACUGAAGCCUCGCUGCUUCCUCGGCUCACACGAUCACAGCACAUUAUUACUGCCUACAAUGGUUCUCAUCAAGUUUUAAUUUAUUAAGUUUACAAGAAAUCCAGUUAAGCUCAUGCAGCAACAGUGAGACACCAUGUUGCUUUUGGGGAUGUUUGUAUGUUUCAAGCAGAUUCUUUGCCCUUGAUCCCUUUUUAUAAAAACAUAAACAUUUUAA
Pleuronectes platessa (European plaice) is the source of this 883-nucleotide messenger RNA. RefSeq names its product serine/threonine-protein kinase Nek3. Bases 1 to 756 code for a protein of 251 amino acids. Gene Ontology annotation, biological process: protein phosphorylation. The record is from RefSeq and is a predicted model, not a curated record. The transcript is spliced from 8 exons. Gene Ontology annotation, molecular function: protein kinase activity; ATP binding. Lineage: Eukaryota; Metazoa; Chordata; Actinopteri; Pleuronectiformes; Pleuronectidae.